Messenger RNA from Harpia harpyja (harpy eagle), 8652 nucleotides. RefSeq names its product MCF.2 cell line derived transforming sequence-like 2 (gene MCF2L2). Gene Ontology annotation, molecular function: guanyl-nucleotide exchange factor activity; protein binding. Gene Ontology annotation, cellular component: cytoplasm. The transcript is spliced from 34 exons. NCBI's taxonomy places the organism in Eukaryota, Metazoa, Chordata, Aves, Accipitriformes, Accipitridae. The coding region runs from base 386 to 4204 and encodes 1272 amino acids. The record is from RefSeq and is a predicted model, not a curated record. Gene Ontology annotation, biological process: intracellular signal transduction.
CCUCCAGGAUUUUUCCCUGACUCACAGCAUCACCAUCCAAAAGUCUCCCUGGAGGAAGGUAUCUGCCUGCUGGUUUGUCUCUUUAUCCUUUGCCUCAUCCGCGGGAGAAGGGAGAAAAAAAAGCCAUAAACAAUCAACUCGCCUGCUGCUUUUUCCUUUUUUUAUUUCCCCCCUCCUGCUCCCUUCCUGUUGUCAAGGGGGGUAAAAUCCUCUUUCGGAAGGAGCUUUUCUAGCUCCAUGCAUGGACGGCAGCAAAUUGGAAGAGGUGAGCAGCAGGCAGAAGAUGUGAGAGCUGGAAGGGCCGUGCCGUGGGAGUGGUCCUCGCUUUGUGUGCAAGCGAGGCAGUGAGUGUGCAGCCUCCCACUCUGAGUGCAUCUUUUUUUGGAUGCUGUGCAGUUCCCUGUGUGAAAUGCUUUUUUGGUUAAAAGAGGAAGAGAUGUCACAUCAGGAGCUCACCCAGCGACUGACUACGGUUAUCACCCAUGUGGAUGAAAUCAUGCAGCAGGAGAUACGGCCGCUGGUUGCAGUGGAUAUAAUAGAGCAGCUCCACAGGCAAUUUGCUAUCUUGUCAGGAGGAAGAGGGAAGGAUGGGGCACCCAUUAUAACUUUUCCAGAAUUUGCAGGAUUCAGUGACAUACCUGAUGAAGAUUUUCUGAAUGUGGUCACAUAUCUAACCAGCAUUCCCAGUCUGGAGGCUGCCAGCAUCGGGUUCAUCAUCAUCAUAGACAGACGACGGGACAAAUGGAGCGCAGUCAAGGCAUCCCUGACACGGAUAGCAGGAGCAUUUCCAGGAAACCUGCAGCUGGUGUUUGUCCUGCGACCCUCCCGCUUUAUCCAAAGGACAAUCGCUGACAUUGGCAUUAAACUCUAUCGAGAUGACUUUAAAAUGAAGGUACCGAUCAUCAUGUUAAAUUCUGUCUCUGAUCUGCAUGGCUAUAUUGACAAAAGUCAGCUGACCCGGGAGCUGGGAGGAACCCUGGAGUAUGGCCACAGUCAGUGGAUACAUCACCGAACUGCUAUUGAAAACUUUGCAAUGACAGUAAAAACAACAGCACAGAUGCUACAGACCUUUGGAACAGACCUAGCAGAGACUGAACUUCCCAACGAUGUGCAGUGCACAGAGGAGCUCCUCUCUGCACACACUGACCACCAUAGCAAGCUGAAGGAUGAGCUGAAACUAGCUGUGAAGCAGGGGGCCACCCUACUGACAUGCAUUAGGGAGCCAGUCACCCGAAGCGCCAACAGCAAACUCAGUCCAGACGAACUGGAAAAUGUGGCAACAGUAGAAAGGUUGUUGGCUCAGUUGGAUGAAACAGAAAAGGCUUUUGAUCAGUUUUGGACCAAGCAUCACCUAAAACUAGAACAAUGCCUGCAGCUUCGACACUUUGAGCAUGAUUUUAGAGAGGUAAAACUGGCAUUGGAUAAUCUCAUGGAAGCACAAGCAGGUUUUGCUGACAUUGGAGACAGUGUGACUCGAGUGGAGCACCUCCUAAGGGAACAGAAACAACUGGAAGAGAAAGGACAGGAACCUUUGGAGAAGGCCCAGUCUCUAGCUCUCCAUGGAGAACAGCUCAUCCAAAACAACCAUUAUGCAGUUGACUCCAUUAGACCAAAGUGUGUUGAACUCAGGCGUAUUUGUGAUGACUUUACCAAUGAGACCAAGAAAAAGUAUGAUAUUUUGGGAAAGUCUCUUGAGCUGCAUAAGCAGUUAGAUAAGGCAAGCCAAUGGUGUGAAGCUGGAAUCUACCUCUUAGCUUCCCAAGCUGUGGACAAGUGCCAGUCACAAGAGGGAGCUGAAACUGCACUCGUUGAAAUUGAGAAAUUCCUGGUAACAGCUAAGGAACACCAGCUCUCUAACCCGAAGGAGUUCUACAAUCAGUUUGACAUGAUCUUCACCCCCGAAAUAAAGGCCAAUGCCCAAAGAAUUCUACAAAAACUAGAAGAUGUACAAGAAAUGUUUGACAAGAGGCAAGUAAGUCUGAAGAAGCUGGCAGCCAAACAGACCCGGCCAGUACAACCUGUUGCCCCACAUCCUGAAUCUUCCCCAAAGCGAGCAUCACCAAAGAUUACCAGACCAGCAGGAGUAGCUACCAACAGGAGGUCCACAGAAAUUUCCUGCCCUCCAAAGACCAUUUCUGAAGUAGAGUUAUCAAAAAAGAAAAACAUUAAGAAGACUAAAGGUGGAAUUAAGAUUGAAGUGAUGCAUGAAGCUAGUCAAGGAGGAUCUAGCAGAGUCCUGGUGAUGAGUGAAAGUGAUGAGAACUUGUCAACAAGGAGGAGCCACAUAAUCAAUGAGCUGAUAGAAACAGAACGGGUUUAUGUAGAAGAACUUCAAAGUAUAAUAGAGGGAUAUGCUUCAGAAAUGGACAAUCCCAAUUUAGUACAUCUGAUGCCAUCUGCACUCCAGAACAAGAAGGAAAUUCUUUUUGGGAACCUCCCAGAAAUCUACGAAUUCCACAACAGGAUUUUCCUUAAGGAGAUAGAAAAUUGCAUUGAAAACCCUGAGCUUCUUGCACGAUGCUUUUUGAAAAGAAAAGAGGACCUCCAAAUAUAUGAAAAAUACUGUCAGAACAAGCCAAGGUCCGAAGCUCUCUGGAGACAGUGUGGAGACAGCAUCUUUUUUCAGGAAUGUCAGCGUAAAUUGGAUCAUAAGCUCUCGCUAGAUGCUUAUCUCUUAAAGCCAGUCCAGAGAAUCACCAAGUACCAGUUGCUGUUAAAGGAAAUGCUGAAGUGCAGCAAGAAUUCAGAGGGUACAGCUGAAUUGGAAGAAGCCCUGGCCACGAUGCUUGAUAUCAUCAAAUCAGUAAAUGACUCAAUGCACCAGAUAGCAAUCACAGGAUAUGAGGGGGAUGUCAGUGAGCUUGGCAAACUGUUGAUGCAAGGUUCCUUCAAUGUGUGGACUGACCACAAGAAGGGGCACAACAAGGUGAAGGACUUGGCUAGAUUCAAACCGAUGCAGAGACACCUAUUCCUCUACACAAAGAUGCUACUUUUCUGCAAGAAACGGGAAGAGAACACAGAUGGCCAUGAGAAGACGGCUUCAUACAGCUUUAAAAAUUCAUUAAAGAUGAGCACUGUGGGCAUUACAGAAAAUGUAAAAGGGGAUAACAAGAAGUUUGAGAUCUGGUAUAAUGGCAGAGAAGAGGUCUAUAUCAUUCAGGCAUCUUCUGUUGAGUUGAAAAACACCUGGAUUUCAGAGAUUCGCAAAGUCCUGACAGGACAACUGGAAGCAUGUAGAGAAGCAAGUCAACUGCACCAAAGAAUCACUGAGAGUGUAUACCAUGCACCAAUGGAUUCCUCCAAUGCAAGCAGGUAUAGCAGGAAGUCAUCAAGUAUAUAUGAAAACAAAUCUGAGACAUCAAACGUGGAAGCAUCUAACAAUAAAAACAGGAAUUCCAGUCCCAGCGCCAGACAAAAGAGAGUUGAUGCUUCCACCAGCCUUAACCUUGAGCGCACAGCGCUUGCUAGAAAGCGAUUCACAUUGCAAGGUCUUUCCAACCGCAGAGCUCCACCCAAAGAUCCAGAAUCUAAGGAAAGAGAAGUUACCCGUCGCUUUUCCCUAGCCUCCUCCAUCAGCACCACAGUUAAUGCUUCUGCUGUGACCAAAGGUCCCCUUGUUCCUGCAGUUAAAGUCAAGAGACAUGAAAUAAAGAGUGACCCAACUCCCCUGGGGUUUGAAGAUGCUUUUGAGAACACCAUAUUGGCCCAGACUAAAUGUAAUACCAGUUCUACCACGAGACCCGUACCUAGAUCUGCUUCACAGACAGGUUGGCCCAGCAGGCAAAUGCCAUCUCUAGACACAUUUGAAGAUUUCGAAGCCAUCCCCUCCAGCACAGAUGAACUCUCCAACUCUUCUGACCUGGAGGAAGAGACCAACCCUAACAAUGGGACCAAUCUUUUUCGGGUAGAAGGCAGUUUUGACAGCUGUUUCCCGGAUUCUCUUACACUCGAGGAUGGAGAUUUAGUGCAGUUUGUGCAGGAAGGAGAGAACGGUCAAUGGUUAGUGAAGAAACUGGUCUCUGAGAAAAGUGAAUGGGUUCCUUCCAGUAUAUUGCAGCCAGCAGAGGGGGACAGUAACAACAUAAUUAAGAACAGCAAUGCAGAAAUGUACAACGAUUCCUGCAGUACAGCCUCAGUAGAGUCAGACACCAAGGAGAGCGAGGUGGCCAAAACCUUCCCAGCAGAACAGAGGGCUGGCAGCUGAACAGCAGGACCAGCCUUCCUCAGGACCCCAUCCAUCUCUAUUUAUUUUGGGUGGACACUGGAUCAAAGUUGCCUUUCUCACAAGCUCUGAGGUUCAUAAUUCACUAAAACUUUAUCAGCAUGAACAGAUGAGAACUGUGCUGUCCACCUGGCAAGCUGGGAAAAACAAACUUGAAAGGAACAUUAAACAUCCAGAAAGCAUCAAAACCCACCUUCAGUAUUAGAGGAGAAAAAUGCUUCUUGCAUUGAUUAUCAAACUGGUUCAGAAGAUGUGGCCUAAAUUAGGUCGACAGCAGAGCUGAAGAGUUACUAUGCACGCACCUUUUGGCAACUUUGCUUGAACACCGAGUCACUGCAGAGGGACACAUGCAUGGUUAUGAGUUCUUGCUCUACCAUGGGGGUCGCCUGGAGGUUUUUCCAUUUGCUUGCCUCUGGCUGUGCCUUCGCCGUCCUCCUUAAUUCCAGCUGAUACAUCAGAAACAUGCCCUUUUUGCUGAUGGUCAACACCAAAAACAUCCCAUUUUAGGGUGGUUGUGGAAAGGAAACUUCUGACUUGGACCAUCAGAGAGGCUUCAUGCAGCAAUGAUGUAACUACUUUUGUCAUGGCACAGUGAACGACCUGCUGCAUACAGCAUUAUGUUGGAAUGAUGCAGAUGGCAACUCCUGGCUAUGAGGUGGAGGUGCAGGGCUUAGCAGGGAAGCAAAGAUGUGUGACAGCUACUGUGACAAAGAACAUUUUGAACUCUUUUUACAAGUCAUUCCUCUGCUCCCUCUGCAGUCUGUGGUUGCUGGAUCACAAUCCUUUGCAUUUGGUGCCGAGAAUUCAAUUGAAUGCCAUUUAAUGUCAUAUGUUUGAGUAGACUGCAUGCUUUCUUUGUGUGCUGGGCUAUGGAGUAGAUACAUUUCAUCCCCCAUUUGGAAUAUACUUAAGCAUUGCAAAUAGGCAGUGAGCAUUAGAUGCUCCAAUGAGUGGAUAAAGUGUUGUUGUUAAAUACUUCUUUCCAGGACAUUUGAUUAAAGGACUGUACCAAAUCUCUGCCACAUAAGGAUGUAAUAUAUAAUAUAAAGUGAUUACAGAUGUUAUUAUUCCUAUACAAGCCAUUAGCUCAUUUACAGCAGCUGUUAAGGCAUGAAGGCAUUUUCAUGGUAAUUGGGUCUUAGGUCCCACAAAAGCUGCUAAUACUAUAGUAAAGAUAAGUAUUAACUAAGGGUUGCAAACAGGCAGGCAAAGAUCAGCCUGGUGAAAAUGACCCUAGAAGCUCAAGAGCGAGUGACUGGCUUUCACUAUUAGGGAUUUUUUGUUUAACCCUGAGACUAGUGGUGCUCUAUGUAAAUAACAAAGGGCACGAAAGCACUAAAAAUGGAGAUGAAGCAAAACCAAAACCCACCCUUUAAUAACUGAGCCUCUGAGCAAAAUAGUAGGGGUCUGUAUCAUUUCUGCUAUCAUCUUUGCAGGGACCCAAGUGUUUUUCUUUGUGUCUCAGUGGAGGCUGGCAUUGCAAAUAUCUUAGUGUGUGAGUCAGGAUAGCUGUGAAGCAGGUAGAUAGUCCCAUUAAAGAAAAAGCCUUGGAGAAGGUAAAGGCUUAUUCAGAUUUUGUUUGCCUGUGAAGGCUUGUUGGUUAAUUAUGAGUUGCACUGUGGUGGUUAAUUCCCAUGUUUCUUCUAACCUUCAAUAUCUAAACUCUGUGAUGUCUGACGUUUUCCGUUCAUGACUAAAGGACCUGAGAGUUCUGUACCUUUUUGGAAGCUAAUUUUGUCCUACAGAGAUAAAAGCUUGUCUCUUUUGUGCUGGUCAUUUACCUUAAAAAUGACACGUAGGCUCUCAGGAACAUGAAUCCUCUUUGUCUACUGUAGUUAUGAGCAUCUUGAAGGAAGAAUUGGUUCUUUUCAGUCCCCUAAGGAAAUAUGCAGUGAUGUUUUCUUGUAGUGCAAUUAUUUUAUCUUCUCCCUAAAAUGAGUUAAUUUUGGUUUCUGUAUUACUUUCAGUAAUUUUUGCACUGCCUGAUAAAAGUGCUUCUGUCUACCCCUGCCCAAAGCAUAGGAGAAGAAAGGGGGAGGGAGCUCUGAUUGCACAUAAAUAAAUAUAGUAAGCUUUUGUGUGUGUGUGUGAGAUUGAGAGAGAUGAGGAAGGGUUACCCUGGGUAUAUGAAACUGCCAAAACUAGGAUUUGUGACAUGGCGGACAGUUGGAAAGAUGCAAACCUGCACUUCGGAGUUUCUUUGGAGGAAUCUCAUUCUAACAGUGAAAUGGCAGUGGGAAGUAUCUGUUUGAACUGAAGAUGGAAAAUCAGGUAUUGUCAGUCCGUUUCCUAUCUCUGCUGGGUGCAGGGUGACAGUGUGCUAGUCCUAUAUCCCCCGGUGCCUCGAUACCUUCCUGUAAAAUGGGAGCUAUUGGAUUUUCCACGUGUCGAAUUCCAAUGCUAAAUUUUAGAAUGUAUAAAAAACUGGGGACCCUCCAGAGGAGAGCAAAACAUUCAACUCCAUAUGUCCUGCUGUGCCCUCCAUGAGUGUCAGUGGUGGCAUCCUGUGGGGCAGUCUAGAGCUGGAGCAGGGAAGAGGAUUGCUGCAGAAAUGUCUCCUCUCUCCCAGCUCACCAUCUCGUCAUGACAACUGCAAGGUAUGGGCUGGAUUGUAACAAUUCUCCUCCCUGCUUUGCUUUUGAAAACUAUAAUUUUUUUUUUUCCCCAAAAUCUCAUGUUUUAUCCUGUUGGACCAAAGUUUGAGCCACUCCUGCACCAUGAAUGUCCUGAGGAGGACAAGUAACUCACUGCCCCAUGGCUGCAUGCAGCAGUGGCACAGCACUUCGGUCUCAGCGGUCUUUGGGAGCUGAUUGUAUCACAGCCACCCUCGGACACUACUGAACCUGAGCAGGGAGCCCACAACCAUUAAUUGUGUCUUUAACUUUCCUGCAGUGCUGGUGAGCCAAAGGCAGCUGCCUGUUUCUCUCUCCAUGUUCCAAACGCGACCCUACUGCAACAUUUGCAGCUGCUGCUGGGGAGUGACCUGGGCCCUUUGCCUGCUUGGUGCCUGCGGUGCAAAUGUCAGUGAGACGGUGCCACACUGCUGGGUUGGCUUUUCUAAAGAAUGAGGUUCAAUGACAGAUUAGGCUGCUGACAAGUCUGAGAGCAGCCAACAAGAAGUAACCUUCUGGCUUUGCUGACAGGACAAAAUGGGGUUUGAUGACUUUUUUUUUUUAAUAGUAGACAGGGUAGUCUUUUAAUUAGUGUGUUUCUGUCAAGCAAGGUGAUAAUUAAGGGAAUGACUCUUCAUGUACAGUCUAGAAUAUGAUUUGGUAAUGUCCAGCAAGACUAAUGUGUACAUUAAGUAUACUUUGUACGUAGGUCUUUGACACCAUCAUUUUCCGGUAGAUGGACAUAAAAAUCAUAGUUUUCAAAUAUGGAUUUCAUUUCAGUGUUGUUUAGAGAUUAUAUAGUGACCAGAAAGUCAUUUAAAAGUAAUGGUUGCCACUAAGGUUCAGUUGUAGAAGAUACAAGGUCCAAGGUAAAUCUAUGCUGUGACCAGCAAGUCUGUGCCAGCUGCCUGGCUGUUCUCUCUGGGUCCGGACUAGUGAGACCUGCCCUCCAGGCUGAGGUUUUGACUUGGAUCUCCUCCCUCUGCUCUGCUGCUGUCUUAUGUGAAACUUGCAGAAACUUCACAUCCUCAAAACUCUGCCCUCUGCUCAGUCAGGUGUAGUUGGGCAACAGACUCCUUCCUUACUGGCGGUAAUGACAAACAGAUAGAGAGGCAGUUACCAUGAUAUGCAAGUUUUGCUUUUAGUAAACCAGGCUAAAAUGUAAUCAGGCCUGAUCCUCUCCUCUCACGUCUAACCCCACUGGGUGGAGAAUUAGACCAAUGGUCGUUGUCUUGAUCAUAAAUGGCUGCGGCCAAACCACGUCUGAACACUGGCUUUUCUUGCCAGUGACAACAAAGCUGUGCGUGUGUCUUAUAUUCUGGUUGUGUAUGUGAUGAAAAGCCAUUUUAUUAUCCAUAAGUUUCUUAGACUCUUGAGAUUUCAAACAGGAUUGGGUAUGAGAACGGCCAUGUGCUUCCUUUCCAAAAAUACUCAAAGCCUGACUUCAAAUAUAUAUAUAUAUGAUUAGAAAUAUAUAAGAAUAAUAAGAAAAAAGAGCCAAAUUGUGUAUUUCUUCUUGCAACUGGAGCUGAAAUAGCUGCUAAGAUUUCCUCUCCCCAGCUGAGAAUUGGUACAGUUUGUUUUUCUUACAUAUUUUCCAUGGUGUUGAUAAUGAUGUAUUUGUAUAUUGUGACUGAUGAGAGAUAAUCAGACAGGGAAAGAGCACAGAAUUACCUGUCCUUUUUUUCCAGUCAAGACAGAAUGUAUGAAUUUAUUACAAGAAAAAGGUGUGCAAAUGAACUUCCUGUAAUUAGGCCAUCCUGACCUGUGUAGAACCACACUUUGUCUGAAAUUUAUAAAAAUUAUAACUAGUACAAA